CCGUGUAUGCUUGAUUAUUAAACACAAGAAGAAAUUAAGCGACAUCCCCGACGUUUUCAAUGACUGUCGGUAACAAAACCGAACUUGACGACUCCAAGGUAUAAAACAGUAUGUUGAAAAAUCCGAAAUAAAUCUGUUCAAGAUGGGCAAGGACUCGGUACACAAUGAAAAAACACAGGCAGACUUUAUUAAGGAGGAAUUAAAUUUUAAUAUCGAUCCCAAAGACCCUGUAACAAAAGCUUCUCUGAACGAUCAGCCAGUAGACGAGUGGAUGGAUAUACUUGGCAAUGGCCAAUUGAAAAAGAAAGUCUUACUAGCAGGUGACAAAGGAAUACGACCAAAUAGAAGUGACACAUGUACUUUAAAAAUUGUUGGCAGGCUCAAAGAUAAUGAUACUAUAGUGGAGAAUUAUGACGAUCUUGUUAUACAGUUAGGAGAUGUGGAGGUUAUACAGGGGUUGGACUUAGCAGUCGCAUUGAUGGACGUUCACGAAGUUGCUGAGAUUGAAAUUGAUCCCAGAUUUGCUUACAGCAAGUUGGGAAAAAAACCUGACAUACCACCUGAUGCUGUCAUGAGCUACACAGUCGAAUUGAAAGACUUUGAGUUAGAGACUGAUAUAGAAACACUGAGCAUUAAGCAACGAAAAGAAAUAGGCAACAAAAAACGAGAACGUGGGAAUUGGUGGUUCAUGCGAGAUGAGCCAACUAUUGCAAUACAAUGUUAUCGGAGAGCGUUAGACUUUCUAUUGCCAGCGAAGAACGGUAUAAGUCGAAACGAAAUAGAAGAGACAGUUGGCGACGCCGAACUGCAAGAUUUGUUGGAGGAUCGCAUGAAAGUGUAUAAUAAUUUAGCAGCCUCGCAGAUGAAGAUAGAAGCCUACGAUGUGGCCUUGGAAAGUAUAGAAAGUGUCCUGAGCUGCCAGCCAAAAAAUGUGAAAGCCUUGUUUAGGAAAGGGAAAAUAUUACAUUUCAGAGGGGAACAUACAAAAGCCUAUGAGGUCUUGCUUUACGCUUCGAAAUUAAUGCCGGACUCGAAAGUCAUACUGGCAGAAUUGGCAGCUGUAAAAGAAAAGAAUGCUAAAGACGCUCGACACGAAAAGUACCUGUAUCGUAAAAUGUUCGGUACAAAGAAAAACACCAAUACAUCAAACAUGAAGAGGCAAGAGAAACUGAAAGCUAACAAAGUUAUAUGGGGUUUAAUCGGGGCAUCUGCCGCUGCUCUAGUGGGUUUGCUCGCAUACAGGUUUGCUACAUGAAAACGGUGAAAAAAAAGGAUAAAACUAAACAUUAGUUAAUGGAACGGGAAAUAACAGUUUUUAUAAAAACAGAACAGUACAUAGUCCUUAACUAAAGCGUCACAUAUUUUUUGACUUUUAAAUCUUUCUAAACGCAAUAAAAUGAUUAUAAAUCGAUUUAAUAAACACGAAUAUAUGUUUUGAA
Messenger RNA from Dinoponera quadriceps, 1439 nucleotides. RefSeq names its product peptidyl-prolyl cis-trans isomerase FKBP8. Gene Ontology annotation, molecular function: peptidyl-prolyl cis-trans isomerase activity; protein binding. The record is from RefSeq and is a predicted model, not a curated record. The transcript is spliced from 5 exons. Lineage: Eukaryota; Metazoa; Arthropoda; Insecta; Hymenoptera; Formicidae. Bases 143 to 1255 code for a protein of 370 amino acids.